UGUGGACAACACGUUUGCACAAAAUCACAAAUUGUUCAUGAUUAAAAAUUAUCAACACAUGUAUGGGCACAGGGCAUACAUCGGGUCGCAAACUGCCGGUGCCAUUGACUACCUGUCCAACCCUUAUCACAUUUCUCACAACAUUAUGAUAAGGGCUGGACAGGUAGUCAAUGGCACCGACAGUUUGCGACCCGAUACAGCGUUUGUGUACCUGUUUUCUGGCACAACAGAUGAAGACAAUUGUUUAGUACUCAAAGUUUUUUCUGACAAAGCUGAUCCACACAUCAUCGACAUGUCAUACCCUCAAUACCCGCCACAGCAGGGAUUCCCUCAACAACAGGCCUACGGCCAGCCCUACUCUCAGGGUUACGGAACGCCGUAUGAGCAACAGUUUGCCGGACAAUAUCCGCCUGGUGGUCAACCGCCACCCGGUUUCGCGAUGCCCGCCGGCGAACAGCCGCCCAAAUACAGUGAGCCGUACGUUAAUUACAACACUGGCGGCGCCGGCGGUUCCCAUAACAUGAAUGUGACCACCAAUGAGAGCGAUGUGAACAAUUGGGCCGGUUUUACGGACAAGAAUAUACGGCGAAUGUUUGUCCAAAAGGUUUACUCGAUUCUCAGUAUUCAGCUGUUCAUCACGUUUGGCAUAACAGCGGUUGUUGUCCUCACGCCUGCCCUCAAGAAUUGGGUUCGGCAUAACAUUUGGCUCUAUUAUGUCUCAUAUGUUGUGUUUUUCUCGCUGUACAUAACGUUGAUGUGUUGCAAAGGACCCCGACGUAACUACCCGACCAACUUUAUACUACUUGGUCUAUUUACAAUUGCGCUGAGUUUUAUGGUGGCAAUGAUCUGCUCAUUUCACGACUUGACCAGCGUUUUGAUCGCCGCCGGUAUUACCGCCGUCUGCUGUACCGCCGUCUCUGUCCUCUCCUUCUGGACUAAAUUUGACUUCACUCGGUUCGGGUGGGCGUUGAGUAUCGCAUGUCUGGGACUGUUUAUAAUGGGAAUCUGUAUGAUAUUCAUCAAAGCAAAGAUCCUAUACAUUCUCUACGCGGGCAUCGGAACCGUCAUCUUUAUGCUGUUCUUGGCGUACGACACACAGCUGAUCACCGGCGGCAAGAAGUACGAGAUCAGUCCCGAAGAGUACGUCAUGGCCUCAAUCAUGCUAUACGUCGAUAUCGUCUAUAUAUUCCUAAUGAUCCUACAACUGGUCAGUUCUGGAAGAGAUUAAUCCAUCAAAAACACACGCUUUUGUACGCAAAUGCGUUAAUUCUAUGACAUUUUGUUUGUUUCUACCAUUGAUUCUGUUUAUACUUUUUUGCUGUACUUUUGAAAUUAUUAUUAUUAUUUUUAAUACUAAUUUAUGACAUUUUUUCUUACCGUAUAAUCGAUUGUACGUUAUAUUUAACUCACCUUAAUUGGAAUUUGAAUUUAGCUAAUUAAAUAUUCAAUUAAAAUUAUAAAUUAAUAACAAAA
This is a messenger RNA of Medioppia subpectinata, 1473 nucleotides long. The record is from the annotation of a GenBank genome assembly. NCBI's taxonomy places the organism in Eukaryota, Metazoa, Arthropoda, Arachnida, Sarcoptiformes, Oppiidae.